Molecule: messenger RNA, 2418 nt
Organism: Diplodia corticola
Lineage: Eukaryota; Fungi; Ascomycota; Dothideomycetes; Botryosphaeriales; Botryosphaeriaceae
Product: mis6 domain-containing protein
Exons: 6
Coding region: 1-2418 (805 amino acids)
Cellular component (GO): kinetochore; nuclear body; cytosol
Source: RefSeq, a predicted model, not a curated record
AUGCCCGCCCUACCGCAUGGCGCCCUCCAGCCCGCGCCGGCGCCUGUGCUGACCGCGACCUCAGAUCGCAACCCUGCCAUGCGCGCCACCAUCGAAGCCCUGCGCACUGCCUCCACCAUCCCCGCCAAGCAGCGCAACGAAAAGGUCAACCCCGUCGUCGAUGCCGUGUGCAGUCAUGCGUACCAGCAUGGCCUCAGCCGCGACCAUCUCCAGAGCAUUGUCCAGCUCGUCACGCGCCGCAACCACCUUGACCAGACGAGCUCGACUAGUCUCAUCAAGAACCUGUACCCUGCCGCUCGAGUGCCGUCCGACAUCGUAAUCGCUAUUGUUGGCGCACUCGGCCACGCCCAGUCCAAACCCUCGGCUGCCACCCAGGCCGCUUUGUUGAAGUGGGUCAUUGCUGUCAUCGAUGCGCUCGAGGAUGCAACCGUACUGUCCAAGCUCUAUGGCGUUUUGUUCAACUUGCUGGAUACGAUGAGUCUCCGAACUCCACUUUGCCAUCUGCUUUCCCUUGUCACGCGUCGCAAGCAUGUUCGCCCCUUCCGCAUCCAGCAAUUGCUGGAGAUGGUCCGCACGAGUGGCCAGGAUCCCGCUCUGGUCGGCCUGCUUCGCGUCUACAAGGACUACUACCCGGAAAUCAUCGUGGGGAAUGCUGCCUCAGGUCGCACUUCUUUUGCGAGCCCAGCCCAAGACGAAUGGCGACGAAGACUCCAGACUAUCCAAGAGGCCAACGCCGACAGCAACUAUCAGCCUCAUGCGCAGCAGCAUGGUUUCAGAGUCAUUCGACGUGGAGCGAAACGAGCAAAGGUUUCCAUCGUGCCCGAAGUACACACUUCCUAUGCAAAUGAAAAGUCUGUUACGCUUGAGGAGGUUCACAAUGCCGACGCGCUCGUUAAGCAUCUGGAGCGCAUCGAGCUGCCGAACCAACUGUUGGCAUCGUUCAAAGACCCUCUUCUGCAGAAGUUUCUGAUACUUAAACCUUCCGACACGGCUGCACGUAGGCUAGAGCUUUGGCUGGAGAGUUAUCUUCGAGAAGCCUUGGAUGCUAUUGCCAGUGGCACCAAGGGUCCUGACCACUUUGACGAGUUGCUUGAUGGCAUGUUGAACUACACCACAGCCACGAAGAAUCUCCUUCCCACUGGCCGAGAUUUUCUCAAGUCGUAUCUUCCAUUUUGGGACGGCCGGACAUAUUCGGAGUCCAUCCUUGGUCUGUUGGCUUAUAUUCCUAUGGAAGAUUUCCGAGAAUCUAAAACUUCCUACUUGAGCCCUGCCGAGGCAGCAGUAGUCGCAAGUGGCACCGCUGACGCCUACGACCGCCUUCUUGCUUUCUACACGGCCCUGGUACAGAACUGGAACCACGCUGCCAAUACCAGUAGACCAGACCCUCGAGACCCCGCCGAGGACCCUGUCACGUCCUCCGACUUCGCUGCUUUGACUACCCACAUCUCCAACACCGUCCUAUCCCUCUUAAGCUCACAGCAACGCAUUCCUUUAUCGACGGCAACCGCCAUCCUUACCUACUACACGACCCUAUCCACACUUUCCUCUGCCAUCACUCCACUCACCAUCCCAUCUGCGCCCACCCUCUACAACCUGCUUUUCCAGCCCUCGCUCGCCACCAUCUCCCACCUCUGCACCCUCCUCGCGACCUACAAACGCGCCUUCGAAACCGACCUCCAGGACCACGCCACCGCCUCGGCGAACCUGCCGCGUGCCGUCACCAACGCCUUCAACGGAUACCUCAUGGACGUCGCCAACCUGUUCUGGCGCUCGCGCGCCCUCACGCCCACCGACCCCAACGCCAUGGGCUGCCUAUGCGCGCCCCCCGUCGCCGCCGCCCUCAACGCCUACGUCUCCUCCCUCCCCCCCGUGCUGAUACCACCAGCCUCCACUCCCACCACCACAACGACCCCCACUCCCACUCCCACCCCCGCCCCCGGCACCGGCCCCGACUACACCCUCGCCUCCCUCUUCGGCCUCUCCCACAACGCCCUCACCGCGCCCCUCGCCCUCGCCACCCUCCGCGACCUGGAAGCCGCCCACCUCGCCGCCGCCGCCGCCGCCAGUCACGACAACGACAACAACGACAACGACGCGCCACAACCACCGCCCCCACAACCCCCAAGACACCCCCCCGGCCCCGUCACCCAACGCACCCUCCACCGCCUCGCGCGCUCGGGAGCCGGCGGCGGCAUGGAGCUCAGCUGGAAGGCCUACCGCGUCCGCGUCCUCGAGUGGCUGGCCGAGCACGGCGUGCGCGGGCUGCGCGACUUCAUGUUCGUCACCAUGAAGGAUUUGAUGAAGGAGGCUGCUGCUUCUUCGGGUACGACUAGUACUGCUACUGCUACUGCUACAGCUGCUACAGCUGGUGGUGGUGGUGGGGGUGGUCGCGGCGGUGCGACUACGGCGGCGGCGUGA